Trichosporon asahii var. asahii CBS 2479 is the source of this 837-nucleotide messenger RNA. RefSeq lists its product as uncharacterized. The record is from RefSeq and is a predicted model, not a curated record. Lineage: Eukaryota; Fungi; Basidiomycota; Tremellomycetes; Trichosporonales; Trichosporonaceae. Bases 1 to 837 code for a protein of 278 amino acids. The transcript is spliced from 2 exons.
AUGCGCUUCUGUCUCUCCGUCGUCCUCGCCCUCACCGCCGUUUCGGCCGCCCCCGCCGCUCCUCCCAAGAACGAGCGUGGUCUUCUCGACGGCCUCCUGGGCAGCAGCUGCGACUCCGAGAAGAAGUCCGACUCUGACAAGCGCGGCCUUCUCGACGGCCUCUUGGGUUCCGGCUCUGGCUCCGACGCCAGCGUUCCUUCUGGUAUUCCUUCUGGCGCUCCCUCUGCCGCCUCUGGCCUCCCCACUGGCGCUGGCUCCGCCCCCGCUGGUGCUCCCUACGGCGCCGGUGCCGCCUCUGCCGCUUCUCCCGGCGGUGCCUCAGCCAUCCCCGCCGACUGCAAUCUCGCGCAGAACUCCACCUCCGGCAACACCACUCUGGCCGCUUGCGCCUCCAACUCGUCUGCUCCGUCCACUUCCGAGUCGCACCUCUACGGCGGCCAGGGCGGUGGUGGUGGUGGCGGCUCUGGUGGUGACGCGGCCGGUUCCGGUGGCCAGGGCGGCGCUGGCGGUCCCCCUGGUGCCUAUGGCAGCUCGGGCAUGAGCGGUCAAGGCUCUGAUGGCUCUGGCGGCUCCGGCGGCGCUGGCGGCCAGCCCUCCGACGACCCCGACGAGGAGGAGUGCGACGACGACUGCGAGGAGGAUGAGGAGGAGGAUGACGAGGGCGAUGGCGAGGAGGAGGACGACGACUCUGGCGACGAGUCUGGUGACGACUCCGGUUCUGAGUCCGGCGACGACUCUGGCGAAGAGUCGGGCGAGGAGUCAGGCGAGGAGUCCGGUGACGAGUCCGAGGGCGGCAGCAAGGUCGUCUCUGUCUCUCUUUACACAACCUGGCGUUAG